UUAAAAAAAAAAGCAAAAAAAGAAAUGCAGCCUAUCGCAAUCGAGAAGAGAGAGAGAGAGCGAGAGAGAGGGAGGGAGAAAAACACGUCUCCAAACGUGGGCCGCGCAAAAUGAAGGAGGAAGGGAAGAACACGAAGUGCCCGUGAGUUCCUAUUCUUCAUUUCAUUCUUCGAUGGCCGGUUCUGCUGCUUCUGCCGAGGGUUCAAAUGCAUUCGACGACAUCGAAGAGUUCCUUUGGGCUGAUGUUGCGACUGUGGAUAUUCCAUUGGAGCGAUUCAGCCAGGUGUUUGAUUUAAUGCACAAGGGAAACCAAGCUUUCCAAGAGAACAAGAUUGAAGAGGCAAUCGCUUGUUACUCUAAAGCUCACAGCUUAAAACCGGGAGAUCCUGUUAUCUUGAGUAAUAGAAGUGCUGCUUUUUGCAGGAUUAGCAAACGCCUAAGAAACCGAUCUGCAUCUGCUUCUGAAUACCAACCGCUAAAUGGAUUGGAUCCUACAACACAUGCUGAAUCAUCAUUUCAGCUUGCUUUGAAGGAUGCUGAGAAGGUGAUGAACAUCCGAAGUAAUUCAGCCAAAUCAUAUUAUCUCAAGGCCAAUGCUCUCAUUUUGCUAGAGAAAUACGAAGAUGCUCGGGAAACACUACUUUCAGGCCUUCAGGUUGAUCCUCUUAGCUCUUGCCUUCAGAUCACUCUCCAGGAUUUAGAGAGUAUUUCAGUUUGUUCGUUUAAAAGGACAUCACAUGGGAAGCCACAGCGUACGGAUGACUUUGAAUGUACCCUCUGUUUGAAGUUGUUGUAUGAACCUGUUACUACUCCUUGUGGGCAUUCUUUUUGUCGCUCUUGUCUGUUUCAGUCUAUGGACCAUGGUAACAAGUGUCCAAUGUGCCGGACAGUUCUAUUUAUCACUCCUACAACAUGCUGUAUAAGUGUAACAUUGAACAACAUAAUUCAAAAGAACUUUCCUGAAGAAUAUGCAGAGAGGAAUUCAGAGCAUGGCAAUUUGACAAACUCAGGUGGUGAUUUGGUUCCACUUUUUGUCAUGGACGUUGUCCUCCCUUGUCAGAAGCUGCCACUCAAUAUAUUUGAGCCACGUUAUAGGCUUAUGGUGAGGAGGAUAAUGGAAGGAAAUCAUCGCAUGGGAAUGGUUGGCUUUGAUUCAGCAACAGGUUCCAUAGCUGAUUAUGCUUGCGAAGUGGAAAUAACCGAGUGUGAGCCGCUACCAGAUGGACGAUUUUAUUUAGAGGUUGAAGGACGCCGGCGUUUUCGUAUUCUACACUCCUGGGACCAAGACGGGUAUCGCAUUGGAAAAGUUGAAUGGAUUCAGGAUAUUUGUCCACCAGAAGGAACAAAAGAGAGAGAUGAUUUACAGCAAAUGGCUAUUGGAGCAGCAGAGCUGGCUCGCACAUGGAUAAGGCAGGUGAAAGACACAGCAAAAACAGAUAGAAGACCAAGGCGUUUAGAACUCCUCCAAGCUGAAGGAAUGCCAGGACCUCAGGACCCUGAGCGUUUUAGCUUCUGGCUUGUGAAUUUGUUGAAGCUGAGGCCAUUAGAAAGGUUGGAAAUGCUACGUUCGAGAGAGACACGUGAGAGGAUAUCCCGUGGGCUUGUUCUUUUGAGAGCCGCAGAACAAGGCUGCUGACUCCGAUGACGAGUAUUGCAGUGGUGGGUUUUUGGCACCCCUUGAUCGUCUACUCAUAGAUAUGAUUAUUAAGAAGAAGAAGAAAAAGAAACAAUUUAUUUGUAAGAAAUUUGUUAUUAUUCUUUGAUCCAGCCAAUUGAAAAUGUGGAUGGAUAUUGUUUUAGUUGUAAUAAUGCAUUCAACUCUUUGAUGUCAUUCACAAACUUCCGUAUUUGGCA
This is a messenger RNA of Magnolia sinica, 1854 nucleotides long. RefSeq lists its product as uncharacterized. The record is from RefSeq and is a predicted model, not a curated record. The transcript is spliced from 19 exons. The coding region runs from base 173 to 1636 and encodes 487 amino acids. Gene Ontology annotation, molecular function: protein binding. NCBI's taxonomy places the organism in Eukaryota, Viridiplantae, Streptophyta, Magnoliopsida, Magnoliales, Magnoliaceae.